AUGCACGACCUGCCCCCUGACUCGGGCGCACGGCGGGGCGGCGGGGGCUUGGCGGAUCACUACUUUCCUGCAGGAGCCUGGGCUCCAGACCAGCCGCCUUCCCCCCGUGGCGCUGCGGACCACUUUGCUUGUCCGCGGGACUGGGAGUUGGGAGGCGGCGGCCACCUUCAGCGGCAGGUGUCCCCGCCCCGGUCGCCUCCGAGCGAGUCGGGGGGAGGUCGCCUGCGGACUCCUCGGAUGCGGCUGCCCUGCAGCAGAAGCCUAGAGAGCCUCUUGGUGGGUGUCACCGCGCCUCCCUUACAGCGGUGGCCGAGCGACAGCUGGAUCAGGUGCGGCGCACGCGGGGACCAGGACGUUCCCCCGCCACGUGGAGGCGGGAUGGACGGCUGGACCGGGGGGAGCUGCCCCGCCGCCACUCCGGCCGGUCUCCUGCUUCCCGAGGCCGGGGACCCUGGCCGCUCCUUACGGAGCCCUUUCAGGGAUCCUUCGGGGGCUUCUGUAAUGCGAAGUGGCAAAGGAGACGGCCAGGAGGGCUCCCUCUUUCUGAAGCCGCCGGCGGUGACAGUAAAAAAGUUGCAGAAGUGGAUGUACAAAGGACGCCUGCUGUCCCUGGGAAUGAAAGGUCGCGCGCGUGGGACACCCCCCAAAGUCACCGGCUCGCAGGCAGCCUCCCCGGAUCUGGGCACUUUGAAAGUGCGCGCUAGCCAAGCCCUUGCGGUGUCUCCAGACCAAAGAAUUACUCUGACAGAUUUGUUUGAAAAUGUCUGUGAGUCUUCAGUGAAGAAAAGAGAACUUGAAGGUUUGAAGGAUAAUGUUGAAUUCAGAGAUCAUAAACCAUUUACCAGCAUAACGGUUUCAAAGAAACGUAACUGGCUGUAUCAGAGUAAUCUGAAACCCCUUAAUCUGGAAGACUGUAAGAAACAUCAAGAUAUAAGUAAUUUGUCCAUUCCUUCUGUCUCUCUGCCUAAGCAUCAGCUGUCACCAGCAUUCCCCAAAUCGUCUGAAGAAUUUUGUACAUACGUGAUGUCUAGUGCUACAAACUCUUCAAUAUCCAGAAACUCUUUAGAUUUUAAUGAGGAGAACGAUGCAGAUGAUGAAGGAGAAAUCUGGUACAACCCCAUUCCUGAGGAUGAAGACCUUGCCCCUAGUUUUGGUGAGGCAAGCCCUGCUGUUUUAAAACUUCCUGCUCUCGGUUUGAGAGUCUUAGCUAGUAGUGACCCGACCAGAGCAGAGCAGAAUACUGAAGAAUUGCCAUACUCUUCUGAACACACAGGUGAUGUUCAGGCCACACAUCCAAAUGAAGUUAGUUCUGUAGAUCCCGUACAGCAAUAUAAGCAAAGGCUUAGACAUAAAACACCAGAAAAUAUGAUGGUGGAGGACAAUGUGAUGAUGAAAUCUCCCACUGCAGGUCCUGGGAUCCUAGCUACUACAAAUAAGACUGAAUUGGGUGUUGUAGAAACAUCUUCUCCAAGCCCUAGCCCUGUGAAAAAAGGUGGUUCUAUUAAUUGGUCUUUCCCGGAUAAAAUAAAGUCCCCACGGACCGUGAGGAAACUUUCCCUGAAAAUGAAAAGGUUGCCAGAACUUAGCCGAAAGCGGAGUGUUAAAGGAACUUUGAAUUACACAAACUGUCCAGAUAAUGCUCCUCCUUUGUCUAAGUGUAACUAUCACGACAUUCAUCGAACUGUCAUUCUACCUUCUGGCAGCACAACCACUGCUGCCAAGAGGAAUGUUAUAAGCCGAUACCAUCUGGAUAGCAGUGUAUCUUCCCAGCACAGCUAUCAGAAGAAAACCUCCGUGAAUGCCAAGUAUUCCUACAAAGGUGGCUACCUCAGUGAUGGAGAUUCACCAGAGCUUAUAACGAAAUCCAGGAAACAUGGAUCUGAAAACAAGUUUGGAAGAGGAAAAGAAGCUGUUCCAAAUAGUUGUAGCAAAAAUGAAAUAGAUAUCGAUGCUUUUAGACAUUAUAGUUUUUCUGAUCAGCCUAAGUGUUCACAGUACAUAUCUGGACUCAUGAGCGUUCAUUUCUAUGGAGCUGAGGAUUUAAAGCCACCUCGCAUAGACUCAAAAGAUGUCUUUUGUGCAAUUCAGGUAGACUCAGUAAACAAAGCAAGAACAGCUCUACUCACUUGCCGGACAACCUUUUUAGACAUGGACCACACUUUCAACAUAGAAAUUGAAAAUGCACAACAUUUGAAAUUAGUAGUAUUUAGUUGGGAACCAACUCCAAGGAAAAACCGAGUGUGUUGUCAUGGAACAGUUGUUCUCCCCACCUUAUUCAGAGUGACAAAGACACACCAGUUGGCUGUCAAACUUGAACCGAGAGGUCUUAUUUAUGUGAAAGUGACACUGAUGGAACAGUGGGAGAAUUCUCUUCAUGGACUAGAUCUAAAUCGUGAACCAGUGAUAUUUGGAGUUGAUCUUCAAAAAGUUGUAGAGAGAGAAAAUGUAGGAUUGAUGGUGCCACUGCUGAUCCAGAAAUGUAUUAUGGAAAUUGAAAAGAGAGGCUGUCAGGUAGUAGGCCUGUAUCGACUUUGUGGUUCAGCAGCGGUCAAGAAAGAACUUCGAGAGGCUUUUGAGAAAGAUAGCAAAACUGUUAGUCUGUGUGAAAACCAGUACCCAGAUAUAAAUGUAAUAACAGGUGUUCUUAAAGAUUAUUUAAGAGAACUUCCUUCUCCUCUGAUAACUAAGCAGCUUUAUGAGGCUGUAUUAGAUGCAAUAGCAAAAAAUCCUUUGAAAAUGUCAUUCAGUGGUUGUGAGAAUGAUCCAUGUGACUCUAAGUACACUGUUGACCUGCUGGAGUGCCUGCCUGAUGUUGAGAAGGCAACCCUAAAGAUGUUGCUGGAUCAUUUGAAAUUGGUGGCUUCUCAUCAUGAAGUAAAUAAGAUGACCUGCCAGAAUUUGGCUGUGUGCUUUGGACCGGUAUUAUUAAGUCAGAGACAAGAGACUUGUACCUACAACAACAGAGUCUUCACUGACUCAGAAGAGCUUGCAAGUGCUUUGGAUUUUAAAAAACAUAUUGAAGUUCUUCAUUACCUACUCCAGCUUUGGCCAGUGCAGCGUUUACCUGUUAAAGAAUCAACAGACAAUCUGUGUCCUGAGCAGCACUUUUCUGUGAACUAUUUGAGGCGGAAGAAAGAACGGCCUUGCAUGUUAAAUCUGAGUGGUACUGAGACAUUGGGUGUACUUAGGUCAAGGCAUGUCAGGUUAGACAGCCCCCUUAGCAACCGUUAUGCGGGAGACUGGAGCAGCUGUGGAGAAAGCUACUUUUUAAAUACAAAAGAAGAUUUAAAUGAUGUGGAUUAUGAUGAUGUCCCUUCAGAAGACAGAGAAAAUACAGAUGAUUAUGGCAGAAUGGAUGGAACAAAUCUAAUGGUUGAACAGUCAGUCCCAGUGUCCAAAGAGUGUACAUUCCAGACAUAUUUUACAGUGCAGACAAUCGGGUCUAGAACGGAUCAAAAAGUCAACCUUAAAGAUCUGCAGGAAAGUAUUGAUACUUUGAUUGGAAAUCUGGAACGUGAACUCAACAAAAAUAAACUUAAAAUGAAUAUUUGA
Elephantulus edwardii (Cape elephant shrew) is the source of this 3552-nucleotide messenger RNA. RefSeq names its product synapse defective 1, Rho GTPase, homolog 2 (C. elegans) (gene SYDE2). The transcript has 7 exons. Gene Ontology annotation, biological process: signal transduction. The record is from RefSeq and is a predicted model, not a curated record. Bases 1 to 3552 code for a protein of 1183 amino acids. NCBI's taxonomy places the organism in Eukaryota, Metazoa, Chordata, Mammalia, Macroscelidea, Macroscelididae.